Aaosphaeria arxii CBS 175.79 is the source of this 2146-nucleotide messenger RNA. Its product is annotated as PTR2-domain-containing protein. Gene Ontology annotation, biological process: transmembrane transport; oligopeptide transport. Bases 229 to 2049 code for a protein of 606 amino acids. Gene Ontology annotation, cellular component: fungal-type vacuole; plasma membrane. Gene Ontology annotation, molecular function: dipeptide transmembrane transporter activity; tripeptide transmembrane transporter activity. Lineage: Eukaryota; Fungi; Ascomycota; Dothideomycetes; Pleosporales. The record is from RefSeq and is a predicted model, not a curated record. The transcript is spliced from 3 exons.
GUCAACGAUCACGUUGAGAUAAGGCGAAUAACUUACUACAAAUCCAGCGUCUACAAAAAUUUCAUAUUUCGUUGCAAUCUCAUCGACCAGAUCGUGUAUGCGGGGGCAUAAAUACCCAGGAAGCGUGCCCAAUCCGCCCCUUAACGAAAAGAUAAUUGAACAGUGUCGAUGGGCUAGCGGGGAGCGGCCCUCCACGAUCUAUUCCUUACCUCUGCAUAUGUAUGAGUAAUGUCUUCAAGAUGGAAUGGGUCACGAGGCGAGGAGCGAGGCGCUUAUGCUUCCAUUGCUCAAACCGAGAACGAGACUAUAUUCUCGUCCAACCACCAGGAGGAACUGGGGAAAGACUAUCUAUCGGAUGACGACGUAGGAAAAGAGGUAUCCUCUGAUAGAGAGACACAAUACUUGACUGGUGACUCAGAUGAGGCCGGUCGAGAGGAUUUGGAGCAUCUUCCACACGUUGCGGAUAAAUUGCCGUAUGGUGCCUUCUUGGUAGCCAUCGUUGAACUAUGCGAACGUUUCGCGUACUACGGUCUCUCUGGCCCGUUCCAAAACUACAUGGCAAACAAAUACGACGACCCAAAUGGAUUGCCGGGUGCCCUAGGGCUGUCGCAAUCCGGGGCGACCGCACUCUCUAAUUUUUUCCAAUUCUUCUGCUAUGUGACGCCGAUACUAGGUGCUAUUGUGGCGGACCAAUUCUUGGGCAAGUUCCUCACCAUCAAAUAUUUCUCGAUAGUCUACAUGACAGGAAUUGUUAUACUUUUCUUGACUUCGCUGCCGAUCUGCAUAGAGAAGGGGAUUGCAUUCCCUGGUCUAAUUGCAUCCAUGAUCAUCAUUGGCGUUGGCACAGGGGGAAUCAAGUCCAAUGUUUCCCCAUUGGUUGCCGAGCAGGUGCGCACAACAAGACCAUUCGUCAAAACUCUCUCAAACGGAAAUCGAGUCAUUGUUGAUCCGGAAGUCACCAUCCAACGCAUCUAUAUGGUGUUCUACAUGUGUAUCAACAUAGGAUCAAUCUCGGCCAUUGCUACAACAACGCUCGAGCUCCAUGUUGGCUUCUGGAGUGCGUAUCUACUUCCUCUUAUUAUGUUCUGUGUCGGAUACUUCAUCUUGAUCGCCGGCAAGGAUAGAUAUGUUAUCAGGCCGCCUCAAGGCGGUGUGAUAGGUAACUGUUUCCGGGCCAUCUGGAUUGGAGUUAAGAACGGCUUUGAUCUCGAGAAGUCGAAGCCGUCACGGCAGCCUCGGCCGAAUAUCCCAUAUCCUUGGACUGAUGGCUUUGUUGAUGAGCUGAGGACAGCAUUACUUGCUUGCAAAGUAUUCCUUUUCUAUCCUGUAUAUUGGGUGACUUUCUCGCAGAUGGCGACGAAUUUCGUCUCUCAAGCUGGCCAAAUGCAAUUGCACGGUCUACCCAACGAUAUUCUACCCAACAUCGAUCCUAUUACUGUGAUCAUCCUUAUACCAGUGUUCGACCGCCUCAUAUAUCCUUUCAUUCGCACCAGGUUAAGAAUAGAUUUCCACCCCUUGACACGCAUAACGUAUGGAUUCGUCUUCGCGUCACUGGCCAUGGCAUAUGCAGCCAUGUUGCAGGCCCGCAUCUACUCCGCACCUCCUUGCUACACGAGCCCAUCCAAGUGUGAGGCGGGCAGACUUCCAAAUUCCAGAAUUGCACCGAACGAGGUACAUGUUGCUUGGCAAGCACCUGCUUACAUUGUCCUCGCCAUAUCCGAGAUCCUCGCGUCCGUCACUGGCCUUGAGUUUGCUUACAAAAACGCGCCCGAGAGCAUGAAAUCCUUCAUAAUGUCCUUGUUUCUGCUGACUUCGGCUUUUGGAAGCGCGCUGGGGAUGCUGCUUUCGCCUUUCGCAAAGGAUCCGAAUCUCGUCUGGCUGUAUACGGGAUUGUCGUGUACGGCACUGGCUGGAGGCGGACUUUUCCAUUGGACUUUUAAGAGCGUGGCCAAGCCUCAAGGCGCAUUACCCGCCGUCGAAACGGUAGAGGAGUAUGAGCUAGAAAGUAGGAAAAGCGGUGUAGAGGCCGGGUCAAGUGGAGGCGAUUGAAAUGAAUGAUUGUGAAGUUCUUCCAAAAUGGUGAAACGAACCAAGGAAAUAGAGUCAAGAAAUCUACAUGGAAGAUACAUAUGUACAUAUAUACAAU